UCAUAUUUUAUCUUUUCCUAUAUCCUCCCAUUAUUUGUCUGCACUUUACACGAGCCCCUGUGUACUGGACAUAUCUACCAAAAUGAAUGAAUGAAUGAUGACUGUUAGUUGAUUCUGACACUUCACCAAAAAAAAAAAAAAAGCUUCAAUAUUUAGCCAUCUCUGUGAAAUCUAAGGCCAACCCAUUUCACUUCACUUGUUAUUCUUGUCAUACACGCAGAGUAUCGCUGUGUUUUUCUCUUUUUGUGCUCUGUUGAGUGCUAUUAUGCUGUACUACUAGUGUUCGACAUUAUUCUUAUUUGGGUUGUGAGUAUAUGACUCGGCAGUGAAGUUGUGAAGGUUAAUCAUCUAAUGGACUUCAGAAACUUGUUAAUCUUUCUUGCAUUAUGCCCUGCAUUUUCAGCGCAAACAAUUAAAGAUACAGAACUAAUGAUUGAUGCAUCUGUGAAAAUUGCACAAACAGAUGCUAAUUACAUUUGUGCUACCAUUGAUUGGUGGCCAAAAGAGAAGUGUAAUUACAAGCAGUGUCCUUGGGGCUUGGCAUCUAUUAUACAUCUGGAUUUAUCUCAUCCAUUUCUGGAAAAUGCUAUACGAGCUUUCAAGGGUUUGAGAUUACGGCUCGGAGGUUCUUUACAAGACCAAGUAAUAUAUGGUGUAGGCAACUUAAAAUCUCCUUGCCAUCCAUUCACCAAGCAGAAGGAUGGUUUGUUUGGAUUUUCUAAAGGAUGUUUACAUAUGCAUAGAUGGGAUGAGCUAAACGGCCUUUUCAAGAAGACAGGAGCACUUGUGACUUUUGGCUUGAAUGCACUGUAUGGGAGACGACGGACCAAUAGGCAUGUGUGGGUAGGAAAUUGGGAUGCCAGUAACGCCCUUGACUUCAUAAGAUACACUGUUGCCAAGGGCUACCAGAUACACUCAUGGGAACUUGGAAAUGAAUUGAGUGGUAAUGGGAUUGGUGCGAGUGUUAAUGCUGUACAGUACGGAAAAGAUGUUAUCCAUCUGCACAAUCUCAUAAACCAAGUAUAUAAGAAUUUUCACGGACGUCCUCUACUAUUAGCACCAGGAGGAUUCUAUGGGGCUGAGUGGUUCAGCAAGCUCCUGAAGGUUUCAGGACCUGGCACUGUCAAUGCCUUAACGCAUCAUAUUUAUAAUCUUGGCCCGGGGUCCGAUCACAAGCUUGUGGAUAAAAUUUUAAAUCCUGAAUACCUGAAUAAAAUAUCAGAUACAUACCGCAGUCUUACUCAAACCAUUGAAAGGAAUGGUCCUUGGGCUUCAGCUUGGGUUGGAGAAUCUGGUGGAGCCUACAACAGUGGAGGUCCUAAUGUGUCUAAUGCCUUCGUAGAUAGUUUUUGGUACUUAGAUCAGCUCGGGAUGGCAGCCAAGCACCAUACUAAAGUAUACUGCAGGCAGACUCUUAUUGGUGGAAAUUAUGGGCUCCUUGAUACCAAAACGUUUGUUCCAAAUCCUGAUUAUUAUAGUGCACUUCUUUGGAAUAAACUGAUGGGAAAAGAAGUUCUUGAUGUUAGCAGCAAAGGAUCACCACAUUUGCGCUCUUAUGCCCAUUGUACAAAAGAUAGAGCAGGUGUGACUUUACUUCUGAUCAAUUUAAGCAACCAGAUCCACUAUGGGGUCAACAUCCAAUCUAGUGCAGGUGAGAAAAAAAACCCAACGAAAAAGUCAUUCGUGCACGGUCUUAAGGAAAGUGUUUCGUGGCUAGGAAGCAGAUCAUCAGAUGUUACAUUGUUGCGAGAAGAGUACCAUCUAACUCCAGAAGGUGGCAGCAUUAAAAGCAGAAGAAUGCUCCUCAAUGGGAAAUUAUUGCAACUUACAGAAAGAGGAGACAUUCCAAGUUUGUCUCCAGUGCUUAAAAGUUUAAAAUCUCCAAUAUCUAUUGCACCAUUGUCCAUCAAGUUCAUUGUAUUCCCCAAUUUUAAUUCUCCCAGUUGUAGCUAAGUGGAGUAUUACUGAGAGGUGAGAGCUCGCAUUAUAAUCAGCAUAAUAUAGAUUCAUCAUUCAUGCACUAUAAUUUGAAUACAAUAAUACCAGCCCCUUGUAGUCGAUUAUAGUUUCACGUGGAAUCAACUCAUUAAAGUAUCAAUAGAUUAGUUCAAUUUUUUUUCUUCA
Lycium barbarum (goji berry) is the source of this 2124-nucleotide messenger RNA. RefSeq names its product heparanase-like protein 1. Lineage: Eukaryota; Viridiplantae; Streptophyta; Magnoliopsida; Solanales; Solanaceae. Gene Ontology annotation, molecular function: beta-glucuronidase activity. Bases 352 to 1953 code for a protein of 533 amino acids. The transcript is spliced from 10 exons. Gene Ontology annotation, cellular component: plant-type cell wall; membrane. The record is from RefSeq and is a predicted model, not a curated record.